Sinocyclocheilus anshuiensis is the source of this 1366-nucleotide messenger RNA. Its product is annotated as protein kish-B-like. The transcript is spliced from 2 exons. NCBI's taxonomy places the organism in Eukaryota, Metazoa, Chordata, Actinopteri, Cypriniformes, Cyprinidae. The record is from RefSeq and is a predicted model, not a curated record. Bases 1 to 237 code for a protein of 78 amino acids.
AUGGUGUGCUCUUUAUUCACAGUGUACUCUUUCGACGGCAUUCUUGUAUUUGGGCUUCUUUUCAUUUGCACGUGUGCAUACCUGAAGAAGGUCCCUCGUCUGAACAGCUGGCUCUUGUCUGAGAAGAAGGGUGUCUGGGGAGUCUUUUACAAAGCUGCAGUAAUAGGCACACGGCUCCACAUUGCUGUGGCGGCGUCCUGUAUGUGUAUGGCAUUUUACCUGAUUUUUCUGAAGUGACCCAGAUGAAUCGCUCUCUCUGGAAACUGGACUCUGAACGCCUGUAGAAAUGCAGUGCUGGCGAAGAUGCACAGAGAGCCGACUCCACCUGCGGUUUAGCACCAAUUUAAGACCUGCUUUCCAUUUCUGUAAAUGUUUAACUUAAGGUUAGAUUUCGGGUGAAUUCGGUCUUGGAUCAGGGUUAAACCGUAAUACCUGCCGAUGAUGAAAUGAAGAACUUAUUAUGGAUUCAAACUUCUUUUGCUUGGGCGUACAGUAAAGAAGGCAGAAACAAUGUUAUCUUGUACAAUUUUUGAAUAUAAGUUUUUUUUUUUACAAAAAUGUCAUUUAUUGAGAGCUAUUUUAGGUUUAGGUGUCAUGAAUGGCUUAUGUCAUUAUUCAAAUGACCCCAAAUGUUUAUAAUAAACAUAUAAGACCUAUUGUUUGCAGCAUGGGACAAAUUAUGAAAAAUGUUCCAUAGACUUCAUGGAAACCUUCCCAUUCAAAUAGGCAAACUAGUAAUGCUACUAGAUCAAAACAAAACUUGUACAACAUUAUUUUUUGAUACCACAUAUAUACUUUAAUUUUAUAAUAUAUGUAAAAGCAAACCUUCUUGAUCAACACCAUGUGAUUUCAUUGUGAAGAUGUGUCUGUUUGGUUCGGUUUGAUAAAUACACAGCUACAUAAAACUACAAUAAACAUAGACGUCAACACUUUUCUGAAUGAUCCUGCUAUCACAUUAUAUGUGGAUGAUAUGAUAUAAUUGGGAAAAUUCUAAUCGUUUUGGGGAAAUACACUACAAGUUCAAUCUUUAACAUAUAUAAAUAAGAGGGUUAAUUUCACUUUUUCAACUCUUGAGUCAAGAAUUAAGAUUUCUGUAAUACAGUCCUAUGAUAUUUUUUUUGUGUUGAUGCAUUUUUGUCUAUUACACAUUACAAACAUGUAGAUGCCAGGAUGUUCUUUUGUAUUUAAGCAUUCAAAUGCAUGUGGUAUCUGAACCUAUCAUCAACUCUUCAUGUACUAAAGUCCACAACUGAACUAUCCUCGUUCAGCCUGUAAAUGUACACAGUCAAGCUCUAUAGAAAAUGCUAGUUGUUGGAGGUUCAUAUUUGUAAACGUGGAACAUAAUAAAUAUUUUCUGUAUAAUCCU